GAGAACGAUAUAACCUCCCUCACUGUUACCGAGUUGCAGGUCAUUUUUUUGAUUCAUUUAAAUUUUGGCACUUUCCAAAUGAUAGGUACUUAGUUUGGAAGUGUACGACUACCGAGUACCCGUUCGACUUGAAUUAAAAUGGCCGAGCUCCUCCUGGACGUGAACAUCCGCGGAUGCGUCUUCCUUCCGAUCGUUGUCAUCACGUUCCUCGUCGGCAUCGUUCGCCACUACAUAUCAGUUCUGACGACUUCCACUAAAAAGGCGGAAAUUCAGCAAGUUCAGGACAGCCAAGUUUUGAUAAGAGCCAGGAAUCUCAGGGAAAAUGGCUGUUAUCUAACAAAAUCUUCGUUUCAAAUGAGACGCCACUAUUUCAACAAUGAGGAUACCGGUUAUUUUAAGACUCAAAAGAGAAGUUCAGCUGCACAGAAUCCAAUGACGGAUCCUAGUGUAAUGACAGAUAUGUUGAAAGGGAAUAUCACAAAUGUCUUACCAAUGAUUGUAAUUGGAGGUUGGAUUAAUUGGAUGUUCUCCGGUUUUGUAACAACAAAAGUUCCAUUUCCACUGACCCUUAGAUUUAAACCCAUGUUACAACGGGGAAUCGAGCUGGCCUCUUUAGAUGCUUCAUGGGUGUCAUCAGCAUCCUGGUAUUUUUUGAACGUAUUCGGGCUCAGGAGCAUAUAUACAUUAGUUUUAGGAGAAAACAAUGCUGCCGAUCAGUCACGACAUUUUCAAGACCAGAUGUCAGGGGCAGCCAUGGCCCUUCCGCAAGAUCCAAAGGCGGCAUUUAAGUCCGAAUGGGAAACGUUGGAAAUUUAUGAACACCAGUGGGCGUUGACGAAUGUUGAAUUAGACUUUGUUGGUACAAGUAAUAAACUUAAACAGGAAUAAUUCCAACGCUUUAAAAAAAUUUAAUUUAUUCAAGGAGUUGCAAAACAACAACGACAACAAACAAAGUGAAAUAGUUGUUGAAACAAUACAAAUUAACGAAUACUAUUGGAAUAUUGUUUCCUUUUUUUUUUUAAAUCUGAAAAUUGAAAUUAGUUCUAUAGGUUCUUAUGCUGUAAUUAUAAACGUUUAAUGUCUAACAUAAAUCUGUAUGAAUUUCCAACUAGAUCAUAAUAAACAAAUGGAUUUGUACGAAAACGAUUAGUUAUUUGUUUUUAAACCAAUGCUAUUAUGUAUUUAAAUAUAUAUUUGUAAGAUCUUGUUGGGAUAUUCCAAUUAGUAAAAAUAAUUUUUAAAAAUUUUCAUUUAUCAUCUCAAUUGCUUGACUUUUGAGGUGAGGAAAAGAGCAAAGCACGUAACGGGAAUUGUGAGAACACAUGUGUAUAUUCUUAUUAAAUGUUGGAAGGCUUCUAAUUAAUUGAUACAAUUAUUACCUUUAUCUUCGACCAGUAGCAAAAUCAUGUAGUUUUUCCCCAUAAUUCAGUUCAACAUUUUGUUAUUAAAUUAGGGUAAUUAUUAUUAAAUAAAUUACUGUUAUAUUGUUUUGCAUUUCUCA
This is a messenger RNA of Cimex lectularius (bed bug), 1501 nucleotides long. RefSeq names its product ER membrane protein complex subunit 3 (gene EMC3). Gene Ontology annotation, biological process: protein folding in endoplasmic reticulum. Gene Ontology annotation, cellular component: membrane; EMC complex. The coding region runs from base 139 to 888 and encodes 249 amino acids. The record is from RefSeq and is a predicted model, not a curated record. The transcript has 5 exons. NCBI's taxonomy places the organism in Eukaryota, Metazoa, Arthropoda, Insecta, Hemiptera, Cimicidae.